Molecule: messenger RNA, 5946 nt
Organism: Pantherophis guttatus
Lineage: Eukaryota; Metazoa; Chordata; Lepidosauria; Squamata; Colubridae
Gene: AVL9
Product: AVL9 cell migration associated
Cellular component (GO): cytoplasm
Source: RefSeq, a predicted model, not a curated record
GUUGUGAACGAAUGCACACCGUUGAAUCACACAAGGUCCUACUAAGCGUAGAAUGGCCAGAGUUUCUGCUCCUUUAAGAACAAAGCACUGAUCGAUGGUUGCCAGGAGAGGUAAUAGGGUAAAGAAACUCCUUCCUGUCAUAACUUCCUUUUGCAGGCAGUCAUUAUAUUGCUAUAGUCAAGGGUCAUUUUGGAGCGUCUAUGUCCUAAAAUAAUCCUUCCCUCUGAAAUUAACCCUUGUAGUUUAAGCUCUUCUUUGAAGAUCUCCCCACCCGCUUGUGAGGUUUUUUUCACCCUCGAAUCCACCGGAGCGGUCGACCGCCCGUUCCUUCGUCUUCUGUUGCUACCCGAUCAGUCCAGAUGAGUUGAGAAGCGACACUACUUCCACAGAAGCUACUGAGCGUGCUCAAACUCCCGGAGCAUGCUCAGUGACAGCCAAACCAACUUCUGACGGGCGACGAGUUUCACACGUUCAGCAAAAGGAAACGCUCCUGGCCCCGCAGUAAACGGCUUCCUGCUGCAGGGGCGGCCGCGGCUGUGUGGAAACGUGUGUGCUGUGUGGGCUCCUAGAUGGAGCGAAGGGCCAAAGGGAAUCCCGAACUCUGCUCUCAAAGUGGCAGCUGUCCUAGGGGUCCAGUGCUACACAUCGUGGUGGUCGGUUUCCAUCACAAGAAGGGCUGCCAGAUUGAGUUCUCCUAUCCUUCUCUAAUUCUUGGAGAAAGUUAUGAUAGUAAUACUUUGCCAGAGGAAUGGAAAUACCUGCCUUUUCUUGCAUUGCCAGAUGGUGCUCACAACUAUCAAGAAGACACAGUGUUUUUCCAUUUGCCACCAAGAAGUGGAGAUCGAAGCACAAUAUAUGGGGUCUCUUGUUAUAGGCAAAUUGAAGCUAAGGCAUUGAAAGUUCGGCAAGCAGACAUUACUCGAGAAACAGUACAGAAAAGUGUAUGUGUUCUAAGUCAGCUGCCUCUAUAUGGGCUACUUCAAGCUAAGUUGCAGCUAAUUACACAUGCCUACUUUGAAGAGAAAGACUUCUCACAAAUUUCAAUUCUUAAGGAACUUUAUGAACACAUGAAUAGCUCACUGGGAGGGAGCUCACUGGAAGGAUCACAAGUUUAUCUUGGCUUGUCCCCACGAGAUCUUGUUCUUCAAUUUAGACACAAGGUUUUAAUUCUUUUUAAGUUGAUUCUUCUAGAAAAGAAGGUUCUGUUUUAUAUCUCUCCAGUUAAUCGGCUAGUGGGAGCAUUAAUGACUGUCUUAUCACUAUUUCCUGGUAUGAUAGAACAUGGUCUGACUGAUUGCUCACAGUACCGACCAAGAAAAAACACAGCAGAGGAAGUUGGACAAGAAGUUUCGCCUCCUUCCACUUACUGUGUUUCUUUGUCUGCUCUGGCAUUUUCAAAUGCUAAUUUUGAUACAGUUGGAGAAGGCAAAAAAUUGUCAAGAAACCAAGAAAGAGAUACUCAGAGAGCAGAUGUACCUUUAUUUCAAAUUGAGCAUCAAUCCAGUGAAUUUCAUGUCUGCCAGGAUCAUGAACAAUACUUGAAAAAUUCUUUACACACUUCUCCAGAAUCUUCUGAAAGUGAAUGGGAAACCUUAGAUCCUAAUCUCCUACAGGACCCUAACUUGAAAGAAGGAGAAUGUGAAAUUACUUCAGUAGCAGGACAGACCAAAUUUCUUCUGAAGGAGUCAGUGAUUUCCAAAAGUGUUCCAAUUACUGUUCAGCCUCAACCUAAUACAGGACAUACAGUCUUUGUACCUGGACUUAUUUCUGGUUUGGAAGAAGAUCAGUAUGGUAUGCCAUUAGCUGUCUUCACUAAGGGAUACCUUUGCUUGCCAUACAUGGCGCUGCAACAGCACCACCUUCUCUCUGAUGUAACAAUCCGCGGUUUUGUUGCAGGAGCCACCAAUAUCCUCUUCCAUCAGCAGAAACAUCUAAGUGAUGCUAUUGUAGAGAUUGAGGAAGCUCUUGUCGAAGUCCAUGAUCCAGACCUUAGAAAAAUCUUAAAUCCUACAACAGCUGACUUGAGAUUUGCAGAUUUCUUAGUGAAGCAUGUAACUGAAAACAGGGAUGAUGUCUUCCUGGAUGGCACUGGCUGGGAAGGAGGGGAUGAAUGGAUUCGAGCCCAGUUUGGGUCAUAUCUCCAUGCCCUACUUGCUGCUACAGUACAGUCAGAUAGUGAGAAAAUAUUGUCUGACUUUGGAACAGCCUUUGUAGCAGCUUGGAAGAAUACUCAUAAUUAUAGAGUGUGGAACAGUAAUAAACACCCAGCCCUCACAGAAGUAAAUCCUAGUCAUCCAUUCCAAGGACAAUAUUCUGUUUCUGAUGUAAAAUUAAGAUUAUCACAUUCUGUUCAGAACAGUGAACGUGGUAAGAAGAUUGGAAAUGCCAUGGUUACCAGUAGUCGAAAUGUUGUGCAGACAGGAAGAGCUGUUGGUCAGUCAGUUGGAGGAGCUCUCACCAGUGCAAAAUCAGCAAUGUCUUCAUGGCUUUCUACUUUCACCCAGUCCUCUCAAAGCCUUGGGGAAUAAUUUUUCUGGGCCAAGUUCUUACAUUUCUUUUAAGAAACCAAAAGGCUUCGCUAUAAAAGCAUAGGCACUUGAAUUCAAGCUGCAUGAAGAUGAGCUGCAUCACAGGAUAUAAUUUGGCAACUGCUUUUAUACUUCUUUGCUUUAUAUUUGAACCUUGUUCCAGAUUUAUUUUUGUAUUUUGGAGGAUGGUGAUCUAUGUCAAUUUAGCUGUAUUUUAAGUUAAAUUGUUUAGCAUUGUUUUUAAGAGUUGAAUUAUAUUUCAGUAUGGAACAUGAUAGUAUAUAUGGAGGUAAUAUUUCAACAUUUAAUACAUAAAAAUAUAUUAACAUUUGUAUUUGUAAUAUCUGUUCGCUUCUGCAAGUCCAAUGUGCAGAAUUGUUUGUUUCAAUAGAAUAUAUUUCCACAAAUGUGUUACAAGUGGAAGUAAUUGUAGGUGGGCUAACAUGAAAUUAAUGAGAUUUAAAUUAGCAGACUUUAAAUAGUCUUUAAAAAGGCUAAGAUAGUUUUUUAAAAUUUUACACCAUCUCAUCAUUUAGGUGACAACUAUUGCAUAUUAGUAAACUUUUCAUUCCAAAUAAUUCUAAUAUUGUUUUUUAUGUUACUGGGAAUGUAAUGCAAUUUCAUGUUAUAUUUAAGUGUCUUGAUCUAAAUACUAACAAAUUACCUACCUCUCCUCAAUUAGGCUUUUUUUUUUCCAUAGCUGCUAUAAUCUAGUCAGCAUGUGUUAACUAGUAAUUUUUGCCCCAUCUAUAUAUACAUACAUACAUGUUUUAACCUCAUUCAAUCAUUUUGAAAGAAAAAAGUGAUCUCAUUGCCUAUGAAAACAUAAUAUGGCCCAGUUUAAAACAAUGACUUAACAAGAUAUUUAUUUUAGAACCAUUUUCAUUUUGAAAUAAUCCCAUGGCCACAAUUGCUGAUUUUCCUUUCAGAGUUGAUGUAAUGGUAGGAAGAAUACAUAGAUUGUUAACACAAAUUAUGACAGCUAUAGCUAGAUUAUUAGGUUUUUAGACAACUGAAUAUUAAAAUUAGUAGUUCAUUAUUUCUUUCUUGGCUGCAUUUGGUUUUGUUUACUAUAAUCAGAGAUUCUUGUAUUCUGAAUCUAAGGGGAAAAUAUGAUUGUAUCUUACUAAAUAAAUUUAUUUCAAAAAUAUUUCUAGUUACAAUUAAUUUCCCUAUAAAGUAGGGAUGAGAAUGCCUGUUAUCAAAUUCAUACUAGCAACAUUCCUGUCUAUUCACUGUACUAUGUCAGUUCUGAAAUUAGAUUUUUAAUUUAUGCAAUUGCUUUAAUGAUUGGCUACAUUAUUGGGGUGAAUGGAAAUUCUGAUUAAUGAAAGCUUGUACUGUAAUAUUUUUCUUAUAAUAUAUAUUAGUUUAUAGCUACAGUAAAUAUCCACUGUGUUCCAAAUCAAUUUUAUGAAAAUUAGUAACCAAUUUUGGCACCCCAAGUGUCCAUGUUCUACCUUUAUAAAGAUUAAAUAGAAUAUUUUAUAGGUACAUUGCUGCAUAAUGUGGUAAAUAUUUAGAAAGGACAGCUAGUUCUGUUGGAAAGAAGCUAAUUGCUGUUUCCAAACAUUUUGAUAACUGAAAUGUAAUCAAUAUUGUGAUUUGUCAAACAGUGUUCUUUUAAUAGUGCAUUACUAGUUCUUAAAGUACGAUGCAGUUCUGAACGGGUAACUGUUAACAGGGUUCACAAAGAAGCAUUUUAUCACAAGAACUUGCUGUAAAGCUAUCAACUCUGAAUUGAAUUUAUAGAUAGCUGGACAUACUGUGCUAUUGACUAGAGUUUAAGCACAAUGAAAUUAAUUAAUGAAUGAAUAAUUUUAAUUAACUAAUAAUUAAAUAACUAAGUUAAUUAAUAAUUAACUAAUGAAUAAUUAAUUUUGAACAGAAAAGUGGAAUAGAAAUCAAAUACACUGUAAAGUAGUUGCUUUUGAAUUUUAAAUUCUACCAUGAUAUAGCUUUAGUUUUUAUUUCCUUGUUGGAAGUUGUUCAAUUAUACACAAUUUUUACAUUGAAAGAUUAUAUUCUUUUGAAGCAAAAUGUAGUAAGUGUUAAAAUUGACAAACCCAUGCAAGAAUUUAUAAUAUAUGCAUUCUAAAAGUUACUUCACAUACUGAGAAUUUAAGAAGAAAUAUUUAACCAUAUCAGUAAAGCUAAGUCAUCAUGUAUCUAUUUCUGAUCCUUUGUGUAUAAAUCAGUUUAUAAUGAGGUGUUUUAGGUUCUGUAGAAGUAACCUCUGAACAAGUUGAGAUAGGAACACCAAGUUGCAUCACUUUGUGGAAAGGUUCAAGAUCUUUCCAACAUAUCUUUUUAAUGAUGGCACUGAUAUUUCAAGCCAUGUUGCUUCAGUGAUAUAUAAAAAAUGCAAUUCAAAUUUAAUAUGAACAAUGUAUUCCAGCCAAUAACAACUUCCGUUCUGGAAUUUGAGCAUUGGGUACAAUUCUUUAAAUUCCAUCAGUAGGAAGUGAAAAUUAAAAACUAGGUUUUACUUAAGAAAAUACUUGGGCUUUAUUUUAGUGCAUUUCUCACACAGGGUCAAUUUAUCUAUCUAGUAUUCUGGUGGUAUUGCCAUUCAUUGAUAAAGACCAAAAAUAAAGUUUAUUAUUCCAAUUCAAUUUUUAAUUCCUUAUUUUGAUGUUUUUACUAUUAUGCAGAUAGAUCUUACAACCAAAACCUAAUUUUGCUUUGUGUGUUAUGAAAUGGUUUAUACCACCACAUGGAUCUUAUUUUGUUGUGACACGGAAUGUGUCUGGGACUCAAAUAUGAUACUUACAUGAGUAAAAUGAGACACUCAUGCUUUAUUCUACAGAUAGGAAAAAAUAUGAAAAUAAAAGUUGCAUGUAAAAGGAGUAACUUUGUGCAAUCUUUAUGCCAUGAAAUCUUCAGUUUAUGAAUGCAUUAUAUGCAUCUUUCUGUGUGAGUAAAUGAUCAAGAACAGAUAAUAGAAGUAUUUAAUGGAUAUUAUGAACAUCAUGUUGAUGCUACAUCUGCACGAAUAGGUUAGGAUCAGACUUAUGGUCUCUUGCUAUUUUGAAGUAUUUUUUUUUAGGCACUGGGACUUUAUUGUAAAAUUAUAGAUUUGCAUCAUACACAACAGAUAACUGAUUUUAAUUUUUAAAACUUUUCAAGCAUUUAGAAAUAUGUAUCACAUUACAAAAUGAAAUAAAUACUUAAACCUCUCCUCUAAUUUAUAAGUCAUUAGAAUCACAAAAUUAACUUCUGGACAUACAAACAUAAUUGUCCAAUCAUGAGUUAACUGAAGUGAAAUAUAAUAGUAAAAAUUAGUUUAAAGCAACCCGUUAUCAGUUCUAAAAGAAUAAGUGUAUAUUGGAUGAACAAAGAAUAUGCUUGUGUUCAAGAAAGACUAUUAAUGUAUAUGCUUAUUUUAGACCAACAAAAUAAAAUAUUUUUUAAGCUA